Ricinus communis (castor bean) is the source of this 1579-nucleotide messenger RNA. Its product is annotated as polyprenol reductase 2. Gene Ontology annotation, biological process: polyprenol catabolic process; dolichol-linked oligosaccharide biosynthetic process. Bases 295 to 1170 code for a protein of 291 amino acids. Gene Ontology annotation, cellular component: endoplasmic reticulum. Gene Ontology annotation, molecular function: 3-oxo-5-alpha-steroid 4-dehydrogenase activity. The record is from RefSeq and is a predicted model, not a curated record. Lineage: Eukaryota; Viridiplantae; Streptophyta; Magnoliopsida; Malpighiales; Euphorbiaceae. The transcript has 6 exons.
UAUUAUAAGAGCCCGUAGUGCUUCAAAUACAAAGUUGUUGCAUUAACCCAGGCGCAAGAAAAGCAUGUGUCUUGAGUAAGGAAGACCUCAGAGGUCUGGCAUUAAUGGAUUUUGAUUCAGAGCAGCAUGUGUGGACCACUAUCAUUACUACUAAUAUCGUCAAUCACCAGCCACCUGCUCUCAUUAUUACUAAAACUUUCUUGUUUACUUCACUACCUUCUGUGCUUUCAAUAAAAAGAAAGAUUGACGUUUUGGGACUCAAAAUCUCUGCUUUGAAUUGGAUUUUUGUUAAAAAUGGAGUUUGGCUUAGUGGGUUUCUUAAGGGUUGCUUGGAUUGCAGGAAUUUUACCUAUAGUUAUUGCUUCUCUGCCUUUUCCUAAACUGGGUUCUUUUCAUAGAGUUAUUUUGGGGUUUUCAAAGAGAGGAAAGAUCAUGGAAUCGUCUUCUCAAUAUAAAUUUACUGUUCCUCAGAGAUUCUUCACUCAUUUCUAUGUGGUGGCUGUGGUGUGGACAACUUUCCUGCUUGUUGCAACAUGGCUAUUUGCAUACAAAACAGCACCUCUGAUCUCUGAGCCAUUUUUAUACUCUAAUAUAUCCAGCUACUUGGCAGGAGGUUCAAACAUCUUUUCAUUUCGGAGAUCUCGUUUGAUUUCUGUAGAACAUAGAUAUAGGGUUUGGCUUUCUGUAUUUUUGCUUUUGUUAAUGGAAGUUCAAGCCUUGAGACGGCUUUUGGAGAACUCAUAUGUAUUUAACUACAGCCCCUCAGCUCGGAUGCACAUCUUUGCCUAUCUUACUGGCUUGUUCUUCUACACAGCAGCACCCCUGUCACUCUGCGCCACUUGUGCGCUUGAGGUGUUUAAAUUUGGCAAAGAUGAAGCUGCUCAGUUCAUUAUUAAAGGCAAAAGCGCAAUGCAUUCCAUUGAAUUUGAUUGGUGGGACUUCGUAAAUCCUCUUUUGAAGCUCGGAUGGUACCAGUGGAUUGGUGCAACCUUAUUUCUUUGGGGUUCAAUACAUCAGCACCAUUGCCAUACAAUUCUUGGAUCACUACGGGAGCAUGGAAGAAAAGUUGAUGAAUAUGUUAUCCCUCAUGGGGAUUGGUUUGAGAUUGUUUCAUCUCCACAUUAUCUGGCUGAGAUUGUAAGUCAUAUACGCUGGUUUGGUGUUUGCUAGCGGAGGAGCAGACCUCACUAUUUGGUUACUUUUUGCAUUUGUGGUGGCAAAUUUGGUGCUUGCAGCUGCAGAAACACACAGAUGGUAUCUGCGUAAAUUUGACAAUUAUCCAAGCAACCGUCUUGCUGUUAUUCCAUAUAUUUAUUAGUGCUUUAUGCGAUUAUAUAUUAAAAUGUGGUGAAGAGAUUAUCAAGCGCGAUAGGCACAUAUGACAGCAUAAUACAAAAUGAUUGAGACACAUAAACAUGUCCUCCCAUUUAUGGAUGGGUAGUGACGAAUGUCUGGUACACUCAAUAAUUUAUUGUACUGUGAUGAUUUCGUGAUUAUUUGUAAAAUUCUUGAUAAACAAUCAAACUAGUGUUGGUUAUUUUGCACUGAAUUAGCCAAUAGAGAAAGAUUUUGAUGAAAA